GAGGUGGGGCAGGCCGGCGCGGCCGCAGCGCCUUCCAGUCAGCGCGGAGGCGGUGUUGAGUUCAGCCGCUCCCCACGGCUCCUGAGCCCCUGGGCGGUGGCGGUGGCCGUGGCAGCACCAGCUCGACGGCGGAGAGGGCCCUGGGCCCGCUCCGCUCGGGGCGCUCGGUGGGCGGAGCGUUGGGCUCGGUCAGUUUGGAGAGGCUUAUGCGGUACCUGACUCAUCCAGCAAAUUAAGACCUGCCAACUUUUUGAUAAUCUGGUCAAUAAAUUACAGAACGAUUGUUCCUUUCAAGCUUUGUUCAAAACGUGUCAACUCUGCUUAAUUAAGCACUUUGAUGAUUUAAGAACUCUUGGAAAUCCUUUUGUAUUAUUGCUCAUUCAUACUUGUUCAUCAAAGCCUGGAGUCCUUAAGGACAGAAUUUACCUCUAAACAGAAAGAUGGAAACUAAAGUACAUUUAUUCUGCCAGGCAGAGGAAAAUAUUGACUUAUUAGAUGAUGGCUCUAAUUCUUUUGCAACUGACUUGCCAUCAGGAAAUAUUAACCACAAGAAAUACAUCAAGUUUUCUAAAACAAUAGAGAAGAAAAUUUCACCAGAAAUUAGGAGUUUGAGCCCAGAAUAUAAAAAAAUAUUUGAAACAUCAAUAAUCCUUUGUGGAGAAGAAAAGUCCUCUGAUUUUUCAGGAGAAAAAAAAGUUGGGAGAAAGAGUUUACAAGUACAACAGCACAGUAAAAGAACUGAGAUUAUCCCUCCUUUUCUGAAGCUGUCAAAGGAGAAGGUGACAAGGAAAGAAAACUCUUUAUGCAAGUUGUCGAAUCAGUACAGCGUUCACAAGACUUCAUCACCUCUUUGUACAUCUUCUGCAAUUACUCGGGAAAAGGAAAUGCUGUCUAACCUCUACAUGACAUUAUAUGAUGAAGUAACCCAUGGAUAUUUACACCCAAAAGAAUUAAGUGCACUUCAUAAAGCCUGUAAAAUUUUUAGUAAAAUUCGAAGUGGUAAGAUUUAUGUGAAUGAUCUUCCAGUGAUCCUUUGCAUCUUGAGAAUUUCUAUAAGUGAUUUAGAAAUGCGACAGGCACUAAAGACUGUUGAUAUUGAUGUUAAUGGAAUGCUGGAUUUUUCAAAUUUCCUUAAAGCUGUGGCUGAUGUUUCUUAUUUGGUCUCUCAGAAUCCAGCAUUCCAGGAUGCCUUGAAGACUUUCUGUAGGAUAAAAGGUGGUCGAGUUUCAACUGAUGAAGUGUUUGCUGUUUUGGAUAGCAUGGGUAUCCCUAUAAACCCUGAAAUUUUAGAAGAAGUGAUAAAACAUACCUAUAUUGACAGUAACCACAUGGUGGAUAUUGGGGAUAUUGUAUUUACUUUGAAUGAGCUACAGGAACGGUAUGAGGAUGUUUCAAUUACAGAAGGAUCACCUUUGGAUGAAAUUACUUCAGACAGAAAGUUAUCAAGUAUAGCAGGAUGCUAUCUAAAAUAUAAGAAGAAAAACAGUUUGUCUUCCAAACUCCCUGAACCUUCAAUAUCCAAAAAGUUAAAUAAAAAAAGCAACAAAUAUUAUAGCAAAAUUAUGGAGAAUGAUGACCUUGAAUCUAAAAGACCAAAAAAUACUUGGCAAAUAAGAAAAUUUCUGGGUGGAGUCGGCAGCAGUAAUGUAGGAGUCCAAGAACCAUAUUCAAAGAAUGGCAUAAACUUUAAAAAACAUUCAGAGAAGGGUGAAAUUCAUGACUCAAAGUCUAAACCACAAAGCUUGAAGAGUAGUACAAGCCUCAGUAAGUCUCUGGAUAAAAGUGAUAUUUCUAGUAUCCCAAAACUUCAGAAGCCAGCUGUAAGAAAGCAUUCCAGUCUCCUAAAACAGGUUUCGUCUACGGAAAAAACUGCAAUUAAUACUCUGAAAAACUUCUGUGAAGCUAUCAGUAAACUUCAAGAAAAUUACAUUGCAGCAGAAGAACUUCAGUCUAUUUUGCCUUCAACAGGAAUUAAUUUAUUAGAUGAAGAAUUCCAGAAGAUUGUGACAGACACUAGUAGAAAUGAGAAUGGAAUGCUGGAGUUAGAUGACUUUAUAAGUGCUCUCGCCAAGGAGCGAAGUUUUCCUGAAUGCAAUGUGUUGCCUGGUGUCAUUAAAGCCAUUGAUAAAAUUAAAGAUAAAAAUGUGGAUUAUGAGGAUCUAAAUACUUGUCUUCAAAAUUUUGGUAUUUACCUUUCUAAGCCAGAAUUUAAGAAGAUCACAGAAUUGACUGAAGCUGGUGAAACAAAAAAAGUGAAUUUUAAAGAAUUCAUUGAUACUAUGAUGAGCAACACAGAAUGCUUCUCUGAAAAAUUAUUAUUGCCUGAUGCUAUUGAAACACUCGACAAUCUCAGAAAGGAGACGAUGAGUGUUUCUGACCUGUGGAAUACUCUGUCUAGUUUGAACAGUAAUUUAAAAAAGGAUGAAUUUCUAGCUGCAUUGAAACUAGUGACAGUUGAUGAAGGUGACAAAGUACAAUUUGAAGAAUUUGCAAAAGUAGUAAGGAAUAUGCGUGAUGCCGCCAGGUUAGAAGAGUUACAGGAAGUUGUCUUAGCUGCUGAUUUGCUUGAAGGUGACAUGAUAGCUGGGAAGAACUUGGAAGACUUUCUAAGAAAUAUUGGGAUUAAGUCACCUAAAGAAGAGGUAGAGAAAAUUCUUCAAUCAGAUUUUGUUUCUGAAGAUAACAUGGUGAACAUUAAAGACUGUAUGAGGGCUUUGAGGGACACUCAGAAAUUUUCCAAUUAUAUUGCAUUGAAUGAGACUAUCAAUACAUUGGACUCCAUGAAAGAAAAUUGUCAGUUUGACAAAGACAAAAAUCCAGAUGUACUUGAAAAAACUGAUAGGCUUUCUUUUACUGAUGACAUACUUCAAGAAGUAAUGGAUGACUCCUUUGUUGAGGAUUUUAGGAAAGAGUCUUCAAAUCUAAAAUUACCAAAGGUAAACGAGAUUAAAGAAGCUGCUAACAUCUUGUCACAUGUUGAUAAUGGCAAGAUUGGUAUACCUGAUUUGGAGCAUGCCUUGAAAUGUUUGAAUGUUAAUUUAACUGAGGAGGACUUCAAAGAAGCCCUUAACUGUUGUAAUGUCAGUGAUAAUAUGGAGGUGGAUUUAAAAGAUUUCUUAAUGAAAAUGAAAGAAAGUCCACAUUUCCAAAAGUCCAAGGCUACACAGAUACUCUUAGCUACUACCCAAAUUCUCCAGAAUGAUCUAGUUGAUGUCUCUGACCUCAAGACAUUAUUGAUGGACAAGGACCUUCAUACAGCUAAUGCUAUGCUUACUGUAAUGUUAAGACAUGUACCUGAACAUGAAAGUGGUAAGGUUACCAUUCAAGAAUUUAUGACUAAAUUAUCUGAUAUAUUGACAAUUCCUAAAGCUACAGAAGAUAAAUUUUACAACAACAUCAUUCACAAAAAUGAUGUUACAGCCAUUUCUGGUCUCCAGAAAAAUUUAAAUGCCAUGGGAAUCUAUCUGACAGAUGAUAAAAUACAGAAAACUUUGGAUAAUACUAAUCCUAAUGAUGAAGUGGUGCAUUUUAAGGAUUUUAUCAGAGAAUUGGCCAACACUGAUGAAUUUACUGAAUGCCAAAAAAUAGAAGAUGCAUGGAACAUUAUUAAUAGUGUCUGUGAUGGGAAAGUUGAAAUUGAAGACCUUUUAUCCACUUUGAAGAGCCUGGAGAAACCUUUAAAUGAAGAAGAAUUUAAGGUCUUAUCAAACUGUGCAACAGAUGAAGGAAAAGUGAUCUUAAAAGAUGUAAUUGAUGUUUUCACUAAUUCACCUAAACCAUCCACACCAUUCAACAAUUUAUUUGAAGAGAUUAGAACUCUUGAUAGUAUCAGAAAUGAUACAAUGCCUGUAAAUGAACUGAGCUCCAAACUCUUGAGUGCCGGAAUUCCAGUAAGCAACAAGACGUUCCAAAAGAUCUUGAGACAAGCAUCUGUUGAUGAAAAUAGUAAUGUAAGUCUCAAGAAAAUUUUGGAGAAUUUGAACACAAGUAAGCCAACUUCUGUAUUUGAAGAUAUAGACACUGCCCUCAGUACUGUCAACUUGAUGAACUGUGACAGAGUUCAAGUUAGUGACUUGAAAAAUGCAUUUGAGGACCUCAAUAUUUCUUUAAAGCCUGAAGAACAUCAGAUGUUAGUGAAAACACUUGACACUGAUGAAAAGGGAGACACUUCCCUAAAGAGUGCCCUUUUAGCAUUGAAAAGCAAUAGGCGUUUACAAGAUUUUAGAGAGGUUAACAAACUUGCACAGGCCUUAGACAAAGUCACCAAUGAAAAACUUGAUGCUGACGAUGUAAAUUCUAUACUGAAAGGCCUGGGGAUUUAUUUUCCAGAGGAAGAAUUACAGGAGGUGCUUGGAUCCGUUUCUGUUGAUAAAGAGGGGAAAGUGAACUUAAAAGAUUGCCUGAGUCAGUUGAUGCAAACGCCAUAUUUUACUGAAGGUUCAAAAACAGAAGGCUCCUUGAAAGUUCUGGCCUCCAUUAAGAAAAAUGUGGCAAACCCUGAUGACCUAGACUUCAUGUUGAAAAAUGUAGGAGUUCCAUUACCCCAAGAUGUGAUUCAAAGAGCACUGAAUAAUGUGGCUCCCAGGGAGGAUGGGACAGUGAAUUUACAAGAGUUCAUGAACAAUUUGGUCAAUUCAGGAUUUUCAUCUCUUCCUGAAACUGAUAAUAAAGUGAAGAAGAAGAAGAAAGGAAUAAAAGAUAGCAUACCCAUAGGAGGGAAGAUUGAUGUCAGUAAUGUGGAUGCUAUUUUGAAAAACAUGGAUAUAAAACUUACAGAAGAAGAACAACAAUAUCUACUAGACCACCUGUCAGCUACUGCUGAUGAAGAUAUGGAUAUGAAUACGUUGACAGGGGUUGUGAAGACGCUUAAAGAAAAAAUUGAGAUCUGUAACCUGGACAAUUUCCUGAAAGAUAUGGGGAUUGAGGUUACAUAUGAGGAAUAUACAGAGCUAGUAAAUCAUCUCCCAACCAGUGCUGAUGGGAAGAUAACUCAACUUAAAUUGAUGGAUAUUAUAAAGACUCUUAAAGGAGACAAGGUUAAUGCUAAAAAGCCUAACAAUAUUCAGGAGACGUUGGGAGUGGAGCUCACAAAUAAGGAAUGUUGGAAUCUACAAGAACACUUACCAGUUGAUGAGGGAAAGGUUGAUAUUGAUAACCUUGACACCAUUCUAGAGAAAAUGGAAAUGAAUUUCUCUGAUAAGGAAUUUGAAGAACUGUCAUACAAUUGGCCAGCCGAUGGGAAAGUGAAACGUAUUAAACUAGUGCAUGCAGCUAUACCUGUUACAGGAGAGACAGUAGAUAUCAGAGACUUGGACAACGUACUAGGAAACAUGGGGAUUGAACUUACCAAAGAAGAACUUGGAGAGCUGACAAGAAACCUUCCAGUUGAUGCUAAAGGGGAGACUGAUUUGAAAUCAUUGAUGGAUACAGUGCAAGUUAUUACAGGAGGAGAAGUUGACUUCAAUGACCUGGAAAAUGUCCUGCAAAAUAUGGGGAUAGAGCUCACAUCUAGAGAACACUUGGAGCUAGAGAAAUUACUUCCAAUUGAUGCUAAUGGAAAAAUAUAUAAGAAUAGGUUGCUGAAUUGUGUGAAAGGUAUAAAAGAGUUGCAAGUCAAUGUUCAUGACAUUGACAGUAUACUCGGAAACAUGGCAUUCAAACUCACAGCUGAGGAACUUAAUGAUCUAACCCCAAAUCUACCAGUGAAUGGAGGGAUUAUUGAUGUCACUAAACCGGACACUGUCUUGAAAAACAUGGGGAUGAAACUCAUAGGAAUGGAAAGUAAAGCUUUGAUAGAGAACUUACCUGUUGAUGGGAAGGUUGAUAUAAAAAACCUGAAAACCAUUCUAGACAACAUAGGAAUCAAGCUCACAGAUAAAGAACUUGAAGAUCUGACACAAAGCCUGCCAGUCGGUGCUGAUAAUAAAGUGACUCUGAAAGCAUUGGAGGAUGAAGUGAAAGCUUUAACUGGAGAAAAGAUUGAUACUGGUGAUCUACAGAAUAUUCUAAAAAACAUGGGGAUUGAGCUUACAGAUAAGGAGCACAAUCAACUGCUAAAAACAUUGCCCAUUGAUGCUAAUGGAAAGGUGUCUCUAAACACGUUGCUGAAAGAUGUGAAGCAUAAUAAAACCUACAAGAAAGUUGAUCUGAAAAAACUGAUGAAUAAAGUAGAAGCUGUUACAAGAGAGGAAGUUGAUGUUGAUGACAUGAAAACAAUUCUAGGAAACAUGGGGAUAGAGCUUACGGAUAAAGAACUCACAGAACUGGUAAAUAAUCUGUCAGUUGAUGAUGGAAAGGUCUAUCAGAAAAGAUUGCUGGAUGGUAUAAAGUUUCUUAGAGGAAGGAAGAUUGACUCCAGCAAAGUGGACAUGGUUUUGGGAAACAUGGGCAUAAACCUCACUGAAAAAGAACUUGAAGAUCUAACACAAAACCUACCAGUUGAUGUUAAUGGUAAGGUUGAUCUGGAAAAGUUGAUGAAUGAAAUGAAAUAUUUUACGGGAGACAAAGUUGAUACAAAUAAACUUAAAAGUGUUUUAGGAAACUUGGGGAUUGAGCUCAUGCCCAAUGAACACUUGAACUUGCUGAAAACAUUGCCAGUUAAUGGUGAUGGAAAAGUGUAUCAGAAAAGGUUGAUGAAAGGCAUAAAGUCUCUUGAGCAAGGCAAUGUUGAUGUCAAUAAGCUGGACACUCUUUUAGAAAGCAUGGGGAUAAAGAUCACGGAAGAGGAAUUCAUGGAUCUAACAGAAAGACUACCAGAUGACUCUGAAAAGAAAGUCAAACUAAAUAAAUUGAUUAAAGAAUUGAGUGCUGUUUUAGGAGAACAGGUAGAUGUCAGUGACCUAGAAGAUGCGCUAAAAGACAUGGAAAUAGAGGUCACAUAUGAGGACUACUUGCCUUUAGUAAAAACUUUGCCGCUUGAUGCUGAAGGAAAGGUGUAUCAAAAAAGGUUGCUAGAUGGUAUAAAGACUAUUAAAAGAGGAAAGGUUGAUAUAAAUAACCUGGAUAAAUUUCUGGAAAAUAUGGGGAUUGAGCUCUCAGAAAAAGAACUUGAAGAUUUUUCAAAAGACCUACCAGUUGAUGUUGAUGAAAAGGUUGAUCUGAAUAAUGUGAUGCUGAGAAUAAAAGAUUUUACAGGAGAAAAGGUUGAUGCCAGAGAUCUGAAAAAUGUUCUUGGAGACAUGGGGAUAGAAGUAAAUGAUAAGGAAUGUGUGGAACUGCUAAAAUUACUACCAGUUGAUGGUGACAAGAAAGUUUUUCGGAAUAGAUUGCUAACGGGUUUGAAGUCUUUCAAAGGAGGAAAGGUUGAUAUCAGUAACCUGAAAACAAUUCUGGGGAACAUGGGGAUCAAGCUUAAAAAUAAGGAACUUCAAAGUGUGAUACAAAAUCAACCUGUUGAUGCUAAUGGAAAUGUUCCUCUGAAAAAGGUGAUGGAUGAUGUGAAAGCAGUUAUAGGAGAAAAACUUAGUGUGAAAAAUCUAAAAAAUAUUCUCGAAGGCCUUGGAAUAGAAUUCACGCCUAAAGAAUACUUGGAACUGGUACAAAAUCUGCAAAUUGAUGAUGAUGGAACUAUAUCUGAAAAUAGAUUGCUAGAUGGUGUGAAAUCAUUCAACGGUGGAAGGGUUGAUGUUAGUAACCUGGAAAACGUUUUGGAAAACAUGAAAAUCAUACUUCCAGAUAAGGAACUUAAAGAUUUGUCACAAAACCUACCAGUUGAUGCUUCUGGGAUGACUGAUCUACAUAAACUACUAAAAGAAGUAAAUAAAUUAACAGGAGGAAAAAUUCAAGCCAAGGACAUACAAAAAGUACUGGGAGACAUGGGGAUAGUUCUCACAAAAAGAGAACUCUGGAACCUGAUGGAAAUGUUGCCAAUUACUGAUGAUGGAAAGAUAUAUAAAAAUAUAUUGCUUGAUAAUAUAAAAUCAUUUCCUGGUGGGAAGUGCAGUGUCUCUAAAAUUGGUACUAUCCUGGAAAACAUGGGUUAUGAGCUGGAAGAUGAGGAAAUUCAAUACCUGCAGAACCACCUGCCAACUACUGAUGAAAAGAAGGUUAAACUGAAUAAGGUCAUGGAAAAUGUAGAGUCAUUUACAGGAACCAAGAUUAAUGCUAAUGAAGUAGAUGAUAUUUUGAAAAACAUAGGGAUAGAACUCACACCUAAAGAACGCUGGAAGCUGCUAAAAACUCUGCCAGUUACUUCUGAUGGAAAGGUGUAUCGCAAUCUGUUACUAGAUCGCUUAAAGACUUUCCAAGGAGGGAAGGUCUUUGAAAAUAAACUAGAAACCAUUCUGGAAAACAUGAACUACAAACUUGAAAACGAAGAAAUGAAAGAUCUACAGAACCAUUUGAAAACUGAUGAGAAUGGAAAGAUUUCAUUGAAUUCUGUGAUCAAUGCAGCCAAUUUAUUUUCUGGUGGUAAGAUUAAUGCCAGUGACACACAACUUUAUCUAGGAAAUGUAGGUAUUGAAUUUACAAAUAAAGAAAACCAGGAUCUACUGAACAUACUGCCAUUGGAUGAUUAUAAAAGGGUAUAUAAAAAUAGGUUGAUGGAUGGAGUGAAGACUUACAGAGGAGGAAAGGUUAAUGUCAAUAAAAUAGAUGAUGCUCUUGAAAACAUGAGAAUCCCACUUGAGGAAGAAGAAAUUGAGAAACUGUGUGAACACUUACCAAUUGAUGAUGAGAGAAGAGUUAAACUGGAUUUACUUCUGAAUGAAGUAGAUGAAGUUUUAGGGGAAGAAAUUAACUAUGAAGACCUGGAAAAUAUUCUGAAAAGCAUAGGGUUAAGACUGCAACUGAAGGAAAACUCGGUGUUGAUGAAAAGUUUGCCACUUGAUGCUGCUGGAAAGUUGUAUAAGCAUAAGUUGCUGGAUGGAAUAAGGUCUCUCAAAGGAGUGAAGCUUAGUGUUGAUAAGCUAGAACCCUUCAUAGAAUAUAUGGGCUUUGAGCUUGAGGAAGAAGAAUACCAAGAUCUGAAAAACAACCUGCCCAUUGAUGAUGAGGGGAGAGUUAAUGUGAAUGUGGUGAUGGAUGAAGGAUAUCUUUUUACAGGUGAGAAGGUUGAUACUAGGAACCUGGAAAAUUUUCUGGAAAAUAUGGGGAUAAAGCUCACAGAAGAUAAAGGCAUGCAACUGCUGAAUAAUCUUCCAGUUGAUGCCAAAGGAAAGGUAUUUGUGAACAGAUUGAUGAAAGAAUUGAGAGGUCUUGAAGGAACAAAAGUGUCUUCAGAUAAGAAGGAAAUUUUCUUGAAAAGCAUAAGAAUUGAUCUCAAGGAGAAAGAAAUCCGGACACUGAACGACCACCUACCAGUUGAUGAUAAUGGGAAGAUUGAUUUGAAUGUGAUGAUGGAUGAAGUUAAAAAUGUUACAGGAGAGCAGAUUCAUGCUGGGGAUGUGAAAAAUGUUCUGGAAAACAUGGGAAUAGAGAUCACAAAUAAGGAGCACAAAAAGCUGCUGAAAACUCUGCCAGUUUCUGCAGAUAAAAAGGUGUUUAAGAAAGAAUUAUUGGAUGGUGUGAAAUCCUUCAGAGGAGGGCAGGUUAAUGUCAAUGACCUAACGAGUGUUCUACAAAACACUGGGUUCAGACUCGAAGCAAAAGAAAUCAAGGACCUGAAGACUCACCUGCCAGUGACUGUAAAUGAAAAGGUUGACCUGGAUGUCUUGAUGGAUGCAGCAAAAGCUUUCACAGGAGAAAAGGCUGAAGCUGAUAACCUUAAAAAUGUGCUGAGAAACAUGGGGAUCGAACUAACAGAAAAAGAACACUCAAUGCUGUUAAAAACUCUGCCAGUCUGUGAUGGAAAGGUGUAUAAGAAAAAAUUACUGGAUAGUGUGAAGCCUCUCAAAGGAAAAAAAGUCAAUGUCAGUAAUCUGGAAACUCUUCUAAAUAAUAUGGAAAUCGAAGUUGGGAAAGAGGAAUAUGAGGACCUACUGAACCAUCUGCCAGUUGAUGAAAAUGAAAUGGUUGAUGUGAAUGUGGUGAUGGAUGAAGCAAAAGUUUUUACAGGAGAAAAAGUUAAUGUCAGUAAUCUGGGGAAUGAGCUGAGGAAAAUGGGGCUCGUACUCACUGAUGAGGAGCACAAGAAGCUGCUGAAAACUCUGCCAAUUCACACUAGUGGAAAGGUAUAUAAGAAUAGAUUGCUCAAAGGUGUGAAGGCCCUCAACGGGCCAAGGGUCAAAAUAAAAAAAGUGGAGACUUUUUUGGAAAACAUGGGUACUAAAAUCAAGGAUGAGGAGCUUGAGGAACUCAUGACCCAACUACCAACUGAGGUUGAGACAGCAGUUGACCUGAAUGACUUAAUGGAUGCUGUCAGUUACAUCAAGGGAGAGGUGAUUGAUGUCCAGAACUUAGACAACUUUCUAGCAAGUGAAGGGAUUGAGCUCACAGAAGAAGAAAUGAAGGAGUUGAUGCCUCAUUUGACAUUUAACGGAAAUGGAAAGAUUAAUGUUAAUUCAAUAAUGGAGGGCCUGAAGAAGUUUAAACCAAAAGGAAUGGUGACUCUGCAUAAGUUGAAAACUGCAAAUGAUAUUAAAGACAGAGUCACUGGCCACAUGGCAGUUUCAGAAAUUAAACCAAAACUUAAGCUGAAUCCUCUAACAAAAGUACCCAUCUCCCACAGUAAAAGGGAUAGAGACUUACCAGGAUCUCUUCAAUGCCAAUUACAACACAAAGAAAAGAAGCUAAGUGCUUCACAAAUGGCAGCUUUCCAAGAUGCCUACAACUUCUUCUACAAGGACAAAACUGGCUGUAUUGAUUUCCAUGGACUGAUGUGCACUGUAGCUAAGCUGGGAAUGAAUCUAACCAAGCAUGAUGUCUAUAAUGAAUUGAAAUGUGCUGAUAUUGAUGGAGAUGGGAAGGUGAACUUCUCAGACUUUAUCAAGGUGCUAACAGAUAAGAAUCUCUUCCUCAAGGCAGUGGUUCCAGAAAAGGAGACCUGUUUAGAUUUAGCUGGCAACCCAGGAAUCCUGUUGUUUGAAAUCCUAUCAAGGCUUGUAGAGACUUCAGCCCUACCCAGAAAGUCUAUAAUAGAAAUAGUAAGCUAUUUCCAAAGAAAAUUCCAGCAUACUGGCCCAGGAAUGUUGUGGAGUCCCUACACUAUGGGCUAUGGAAAAAGGACACUUAAGCCAGACAUAUGCACACCUCCGAGCUCAAGCAUGGCUGCCUUUGCUAAUGCUGCCCGGAUUGCAAUAAUGAAAGAAAAGGAUUUAUUUAAAUUUCUUGAAGAGCUCAAGAGAUGCAAUUCCGGUUCAGAUAGCCCAUAUUCAAAAAUACCCAUCUUUCCAUUGUUCCCUAAUGUGGAUGGGGUGGUGAUGGGAAAGCCAUUCAAAGACAUGCAGAAAUUAGAGAUGCUAAGAAGAAAGGAGCCUUUGAAUUUCUUUGAGGAUUAUUUUUUCCAUAAAAGAGACUGGAAAACACAGGCAGCAAAUAUAAAAUGUAUGGACCCUGCCUCAGGUUAUUCAAAUAACAUCCUCACCAUUGAUCAAAUGCUCAAGAAAAAGCAGACUUGUACAGUGGCCGAUGCAACUGCUAUUAAACAACAUGUGAAGAGAGCUACUGAUACCUAUAAUUUAGGAAUUGCCCUUGAACACCGAAAAGAAAUGCUAAACCUCUGGCAGAAGAUCCGAGGGGAUUUGAUUGGGAUAGACUCUGGAAAUGAGUCCUUUUAUGACACCUUUUCUACUUAUACAUGGUCCUGGAAUGUUUGCCAAGAAUUACUUUCUCCUAAGGACUUAAGGUUAUAUGAUGCCUAUGUGAAUAGAAAUUCCUCCCAUAACUCCAGAUCCUCUUCCUCAUCAGAUACCAGUGAAUGUGACACAGAUCCAGGAAGAAAAAGAAAACGGAAAGGUUUAAAGGGAUUUCAACAAUGAAAUUUCUACAUUUUCUAAACAGCUCAUCACAAACUACUUUUUCACAGUUGUCAAAAUUAUUGUUUCUUGCUUUUGUCUAAGUACAUUCUUAGAAGCUGGAAAUUUUGACAUCUUUUGGAUUCUGACCAGUAAAAAAGUUUA
Messenger RNA from Pongo pygmaeus (Bornean orangutan), 11996 nucleotides. RefSeq names its product EF-hand calcium-binding domain-containing protein 3. Lineage: Eukaryota; Metazoa; Chordata; Mammalia; Primates; Hominidae. The transcript is spliced from 121 exons. The record is from RefSeq and is a predicted model, not a curated record. Bases 441 to 11855 code for a protein of 3804 amino acids. Gene Ontology annotation, molecular function: calcium ion binding.